AUGGCGAGCGUGGUGGUGAAGACGAUCUGGCAGUCCAAAGAGAUCCAUGAGGCUGGGGACCCCCCCACGGGGGUCGAGAGUCGCUCCCAGCUGGUCCCCGAGGCUCCUGGGGGUGUGACCAGCCCAGUCAAAGGGAUCUCAAAGAAAAAGAAGGCUGUGUCCUUCCACGGGGUGGAGCCUCGGAUGUCCUAUGAGCCAAUGCACUGCUGCCUGAACCUCAAACGGUCCUCAGCCUGCACCAAUGUGUCCCUGCUCAACCUGGCCGCCAUGGAGCCCACCGACUCCUCGGGGACAGACUCAACCGUGGAAGACAGCAGCCUACUGGCAUUGCCCGUGCCCAUCCCACCCUGGGCUCCAGAUGACCCAGACAUCACGGAAAUACUGAGCUGGGUUAACAGUGGAUUGGUCCACGCCAAAGAUUCCAUCACCAGCUUGAAGGAAAAGACCACCCGGGUUAACCAGCACGUGCAGACGCUGCAGAGUGAGUGUUCUGUGCUGAGUGAGAAUCUAGAGAGAAGGCGGCAAGAGGCGGAAGAACUAGGAGGGUACUGUAGUCAACUCAAGGAGAACUGCCGGAAGGUGACCCGGUCGGUGGAAGAUGCUGAAAUAAAAACCAACGUCCUGAAGCAGAACUCUGCCCUGCUGGAGGAGAAGCUGCGCUACCUCCAGAUGCAGGAUGAGACGCCCAGGAGGCAGGAGGCUGAGCUGCAGGGGCUGGAGCAGAAGCUGGAGGCUGGCCUCUCCCGCCAUGGCAUGGGCCUCGCCACCCAGCCCCCAGGCUGCUCCAGCCCGCCAGGGAGCCCCGACGAAUCCCCGCGACGGCGAGGCCUGGCCCCAGGCGGCUGGGGAAUGGGGCCCCGGGCAGGGGAGGGCCCCAUCGUGAGCGAGCAGGAGUUGCAGAAGGUCUCUGCCUACCUUGAGGAGCUGAGGAGGGAGGUGUCCUCACUGACCGCCCGGUGGCAUCAGGAGGAGGGGGCCGUGCAGGAGGCCCUACGGCUGCUCGGGGGCCUAGGCGGCAGGCUCGACAGCUUCCUGGGCCAGUGGGAGCGAGCGCAGCGCGAGCAGGCGCAGGCCGCGCGGGGCCUGCAGGAGCUGCGGGGCCGGACGGAAGAGCUGUGCACCAUGGUGCAGCGGUCAGCAGUGUCUGUGGCUUCACUGAGAAGCGAACUGGAGGCGCUGGGCCCAGUGAAACCGAUUCUGGAGGAGCUUGGGCGGCACUUUCAGAGCUCUCGUAGAGGGUCUGACCUCUCUAUGAACCUGGAUCGGGCCCCCCAAGGCUCCUGUGCCCGCUGUGCCAGCCAGGGACAGCAGCUGUCCACGGAGUUCUCGCAGCAGCUGCUGGAGCGAGCGCUGACCCUGCUAGUGGACGAGGUGAGGCAGAGGGGCCUGGUUCCUGCCUGCCCCAGCUGCCAGAGGCUACACAAGAAGAUUCUGGAGCUGGAGCGCCAGGCCUUGGCCAAACACGUCAGGGCAGAGGCCCUGAGCUCCACCCUUCGGCUGGCCCAAGACGAAGCCUUGCGGGCCAAGAACCUGCUGCUGACGGACAAGAUGAAGCCGGAGGAGAAGGUGGCCGCUCUGGACUAUCUACACUUGAAGAUGUGCUCUCUCCACGAUCAGCUCAGCAACCUGCCACUCGAGGGGUCCAUGGGGACAAUGGGGGGAGGAAGUGAUGGGGGAACUCCCCCAAAACGUGGGGGCCCAACCCCUGAGCAAUAA
This is a messenger RNA of Delphinapterus leucas (beluga whale), 1716 nucleotides long. RefSeq names its product testis specific serine kinase substrate (gene TSKS). Gene Ontology annotation, molecular function: protein kinase binding. Gene Ontology annotation, cellular component: centriole. The record is from RefSeq and is a predicted model, not a curated record. NCBI's taxonomy places the organism in Eukaryota, Metazoa, Chordata, Mammalia, Artiodactyla, Monodontidae.